Zerene cesonia (dogface butterfly) is the source of this 1745-nucleotide messenger RNA. RefSeq names its product succinate--CoA ligase [GDP-forming] subunit beta, mitochondrial (gene ScsbetaG). Gene Ontology annotation, biological process: succinyl-CoA metabolic process; tricarboxylic acid cycle. The record is from RefSeq and is a predicted model, not a curated record. Lineage: Eukaryota; Metazoa; Arthropoda; Insecta; Lepidoptera; Pieridae. Gene Ontology annotation, cellular component: succinate-CoA ligase complex; mitochondrion. The transcript is spliced from 4 exons. Bases 313 to 1587 code for a protein of 424 amino acids. Gene Ontology annotation, molecular function: ATP binding; succinate-CoA ligase (GDP-forming) activity.
CAGUUCCGAUUUCCGAUUAUUGACACGAUUUUCUAUUCUGUAGUAACUAAAUCUUAAUCUGUGAACCAAUCAGAAAAAUUUUGCCAUCAGCCGUGUGUGAUAGAAAGUUCUUCUGUGGUUAAUUUUUUAACAUUUAUUUCAUAAUUGUUGAGGAAUUUAAAAAUUAUUAUAAAACUAAAUUAAAUAAAUCAGACACUAUAACAUUAUAGUGACACUUUAAGUUAGUUAACUUUUUGUUUUCGAUACAUAAAUUUUAAGUUAAAUAUUUAAUUUUCUACAUUUCAAAGUGUAAUAUUCUGAUCAAAGAUCACUAUGGCCGCCUUAAAGAACGCUCAAAGCAUCAGGACAUUAAAUAUUUUAUUAAGAAGAAAUUUACCCCAAAUAAGUUGCACAAGAAAUUUAAAUCUUCAAGAAUAUCACAGCAAAGACUUGUUAAGAAAACAUCAAGUAUCUAUACAGAAUUUCCGCUUGUUAGAUUCCAAUUUGGAUCCGAAAUCUUUAUCGGAUUUUAAAGCAAAUGAAUAUGUUGUAAAGGCACAAAUUCUAGCAGGUGGUCGUGGAAAAGGGCACUUCGAUAAUGGAUUCAAAGGUGGUGUUCAUUUGACUAAAGAUCCCAAUGAAAUAAUGGACCUAGCAAAGAAUAUGAUAGGUCAUAAACUAAUAACUAAACAAACUCCUAAAGAUGGCAUAUUAGUAGAUAAAGUAAUGGUAGCUGAAAGUGUAAAUAUUAAAAGAGAGACUUAUUUAAGUAUUAUUAUGGAAAGAAGUUACAAUGGUGCUGCCUUAGUUGCUUCUCCUGCUGGAGGAAUGGAUAUUGAAACUGUUGCUGAAAAAACUCCACAUUUAUUGAAAACAUUACCAAUCGAUAUUCAUCAAGGAGUAACUGACAAAAUGGCCACAGAAAUUGCUGAAUUCUUAGAAUUUAAAGGUGCAAUGGCAAAAAAAUGUGCAGAAGAAAUAAAAAAAUUAUGGGAGCUAUUUUUAAGUGUAGAUGCAACACAGUUAGAAAUUAACCCUCUUGUAGAGACUGAUGAUGGCCGUGUAGUUGCAGUUGAUGCUAAAAUAAAUUUUGAUGACAAUGCUCAAUUUAGGCAGAAAGACAUUUUUGCUCUGGAUGAUGUAUCGGGUGUUGAUCCAAGAGAAAGAGAAGCAUCAGCAUUGAACUUGACCUAUAUUGAUAUGGAUGGAAGUAUUGGUUGCAUGGUUAAUGGAGCUGGCUUGGCUAUGGCUACAAUGGACCUUAUCAUGCUAAGUGGAGGAAGACCGGCAAAUUUCUUAGACCUUGGAGGUGGCGUAGGCCAAUCACAGGUUUCAGCCGCAUUAAGAAUAUUGGAAUCAGAUCCGAAAGUGAAGGCAAUAUUUGUCAAUGUAUUUGCUGGCAUUGUAAAUUGUGCAACUGUGGCAAAUGGAAUUGUUGCAGCAUGCAAGGAAAAUCCACCUAAACACCCUCUUGUUAUCAGACUUGAAGGUACUAACUCAGUUCAAGCAAAAACAAUUCUUGAACAGUCUGGUCUCAAGUUUCAUAUAAUUAAUGAUGCAGACGAAGCCGCCAAAGCUGCUGUUAAGUUAGCUGAGGGAAAUAAUUAGAAAAUACAUGACAAUAGUUGAAGUAAAUGAUGAUUAUUUUAAUCACUAUAUAUUAUGUAAGCACAAAGUUUAUAUAAGUGUACAAAUCCUUUAAUUUUAUUUGACCGAAUUAUUUUAUGUGCAAGUUAUUGUAUAUUCAAAAACUUUUAAACGAGACU